AUGGAUUUGAAUACUUUUUGCCGAGAACUUCCUAAAAUAGAAUUACAUGCCCACCUAAAUGGUUCUCUGAGCCGUUCUACGAUGCUCCAGCUUCAACGCUAUCUUGCAGAUUUUGGCGUUUCGGAUAAGUCGAACGCCUUUUUAGAUGAAUUUCAAAUUGGUUCAGGAGAUAGACGUAAUUUAUCAGAUUGCUUCCAAGUGUUCAAUAUUGCACAUUCAUUAACAAGCACUCAAGACACAUUGGCCAUGGCAACAGCACUGACACUAAAAGAGUUUGAAGAUGAUGGCUGCUGUUAUAUAGAACUUCGAAGCACACCACGUGACACACCACAUAUGACCAGCAGACAAUACAUUGAAACUCUUAUUGAGACUUUAAACACAGCAAAUACAAAUUUAUCAAUAAUUUCAUGCCUUAUAAUAUCUAUAAACCGAGGUCGUUUACCAUCUGAAGGAGAUGGAAUAGCAGAUUUGGCUAUUGAAUAUCACAAGAAGUAUCCUAAUUUAGUGGUUGGCAUAGAACUUAGUGGCAAUCCAACAGUUGGCAAAUUCCAAGAUUUUGUUCCAGCCUUACAAAGAGCAAGAGAAGCUGGUUUAAAAGUAACUUUGCACUGUGGAGAAAUAAGUAAUCCAGAAGAAGUUUCUGACAUGUUAAUGUUUAAAGCAGAUAGGAUAGGUCAUGGAAUAUGUAUCCAUCCUAAUUAUGGAGGGAAUGAAAGUACUUGGAAUCUUUUAUGCAAUUACCAAAUACCAGUUGAGGUUUGUCUUACUAGUAAUAUAAAUACUAAAUCUAUUCUUCAAUAUAGUUCUCAUCAUUUUAAAGAACUGUAUGGUGCUAAUAUUCCUAUUAUCUUAUGUACUGAUGACAAAGGGGUCUUUGCCACAUCUCUGUCCCAAGAAUAUUCAAUAUGUGCUGAAACAUUUGGCCUUGAUGCUUCAAAACUAGCAAGAUUAAGUCUUAAAGCCUGUGACUACAUAUUUAUGACAGACAAGCGCAAAAUACUACGAGAAAAAAUUCUUAAUUUCAUAAAUAAAAAUGAAUUAUAA
Danaus chrysippus (African queen) is the source of this 1044-nucleotide messenger RNA. NCBI's taxonomy places the organism in Eukaryota, Metazoa, Arthropoda, Insecta, Lepidoptera, Nymphalidae. The record is from the annotation of a GenBank genome assembly.